Blepharisma stoltei is the source of this 1122-nucleotide messenger RNA. The record is from the annotation of a GenBank genome assembly. Lineage: Eukaryota; Ciliophora; Heterotrichea; Heterotrichida; Blepharismidae.
AUGAGUAUUCCUCUAUCUAUAAGAACGUUCACAUGGAAAAGAGAUUCCCAUGGACUAUUUGACUAUGAAACAAAAGACAUGGCCAUAAAUAACUUUAAAACAGUGAAAUCAGGAAGAGUUAUAUUAGCAGGAGAAUCCUGCGAAUUUAAUACUGAAAACUCUCUACCUCUUGAAGGUGUACUUGUACAGGUAUAUGAAACUAAUAACGAAUAUGUAAUCAGAUCAGAAAAGCAAGACCGUUUCUGAUUUGUCGUUAAAGAUUACCACGGUGAAGAAGGCUAUAAAGGCUAUAAAUUAAGCGAAGAUGACAUCAUAAAAAUUGGCAGAAUAAAACUUAAGGUAAAAGAAAUAAACUACAAAGGAUAUGAACCUAUCCAAGAACUUAAAGAUGAAGAAGAAGAUGAAAGGCCAUCCAACGGAGCAGCCUGCCGGUUUUGCUUAGGUGACACAGAAAAGGACAACAACCCCUUAAUCACUCCUUGCAAAUGUUCAGGAAGCAUGAGAUUCAUUCAUUAUAAAUGCUUGCAAGUUUGGCUCAUGGAGAAAGUGAAAUCCAAACAGACAGGAAACUCUGUUUCCUAUAGCUGAACCCAGCUACAAUGCGAAAUUUGCAAGGAACUAUAUCCUACUUCAAUAAAAAUUGAAGGAAAGCUAUGCCCCUUAAUUGAUGUCCACAAGCCUCCACUUCCUUAUAUCAUAUUGCAGGACCUCAGAAACGAGAGAUCUGAACAGAGUCUACAUGUAUUAUCAUCAGUCGAUAAUUCAAUAGUAAAAAUCGGAAGAGGCCAUGAAAAUGAAAUCAGAGUGUCUGAUAUUUCAGUCAGCCGAUGCCAUUCUACAAUAAAAAUAUCAAGAAAUGGCUUCUUUUUGGAAGAUAAUGACUCUAAAUUCGGGACUUUAGUAUUGGCAAGAAAGCCAGUCCUACUUAAAAGAAACUCGAGUCUCGUUGUUCAAUGUAAAAGAACUGUGAUACAGUUUAGCCUCAAAGAGCCAUAUAAUCUAAUGAGAAUAUGUUUGGUGUGCUGUAGAAGCAGCUCAGAGAUUGCUCCUGAGCAGCAAGUUGACGAGAGAGGCCAAGAGUGGGAAGAAGAAUUAAGCGAGCAAGACGAACCGUCAGCAUAA